GUCUGCUGAUCUGCUACUGCGGCUGGCUCAGAAUAACAAGGCAGUUUGCUAAUACCGUCUAUUGGUAGGCUACUUUCUCACAGAUACCUCGCCGAGUGAGCUCCGAACGCCAGCAAGACAGGCAAGCAUACAGUACAGCGCAAGUUCCGCAAGACAGCAUGGCUUCAGCAGACUUUUACGAGGUGGAGAAAAUAGUGGACAGGCGGAAAACCAAAAAGGGGAAGUGGGAGUACCUGAUCCGGUGGAAAGGCUACGGACGCAGCGAGGACACCUGGGAGCCCGAGCACCACCUGCUGCACUGCGAGGAGUUCAUCGACCGCUUCAACGCCCUGCACCUGCACAGGCACCGGCGCUCCAAGCAGGGCCGGCACGGCUGCCGGGCGGGCCCGCCCCUCUUCGGCCACGCGGGGGACAGCCAGGCGGUGAGGGCCCGCUGGGAGCCGCAGAAGAAGAAACGGGCUAGUGCUAGUGCUAGCGCUAGCGCCGCGGCGUCGCAGAAACAGAGAAAGGCCCCGGUCGCCAAGCAGGCCGCGGCCGCGGACAAGGCGGCCAAGCCCGCGGCGUACGGGGGCACGCGCGGAGACCUGCAGUUCCUGUCCUUCAGGAGGCCGCACAACGGAUUACAAAAUGGGGUCCUGGAUCCUAUGCGCUACAGGAAUGCCACCAAAGUGCACAAAAUCCCCUCCAGUGGAAGAGCAGAUGAAAUUUUGGGGGACAUUGACGUGAGAGAGGCUCCCAUCAUGAAUGAAUUAGGGUCUGCCCUUUCAAAUGGUGGACUUAAUUUGCCCUCAGUGAAACGGAAACUGGUGGGGGAGAACGGCUACGUAUUUGACAAGAGACUGAGGUACAAUGUUCGACAGAAUGAGAGCAACUGUCGAUACCGGGACAUUGUGGUGAGGAAAGAAGAUGGCUUCACACACAUACUGCUGUCCAGCCAAACAUCUGCCAACAAUGCACUCACCCCAGAGAUAAUGAAGGAGGUGUGCCGAGCCUUGGGGAACGCGGCGGUGGACAGCAGCAAGCUGCUCCUCCUCAGCGCGGUGGGCGGGGUCUUCUGCAGUGGGCUGGACCGCACCUACCUCAUUGGGCGGCUGUCUAAGGACCGGAGGAAAGAGAGCUGCAGGAUCACUGAGACCAUACGGGACUUUGUGAAAGCGUUCAUUCAGUUUAAGAAGCCCAUCGUGGUGGCGAUCAACGGGCCGGCUCUGGGGCUGGGAGCCUCCAUCCUUCCCCUGUGUGACGUGGUGUGGGCCAGCGAGAAAGCCUGGUUCCAGACGCCCUGCGCCACCGUGCGCCUGACGCCCGUCGGGUGCGCCUCCUACACCUUCCCCCAGAUACUGGGCGUGGCCCUGGCUAAUGAGAUGCUGUUCUGUGGGAGGAAGCUCACGGCACAGGAGGCGUGCGGUCGGGGACUAGUGUCCCAGGUCUUCUGGCCGUCCACCUUCAGCCAGGAAGUGAUGCUGCGUGUGAAGGAAAUGGCCACCUGCAGUGCUGUGGUUUUGGAGGAGUCGAAGGGCCUGGUGCGGAGCUUCCUGAAGUCGCUGCUGGAGGAGGUGAACGAGAGGGAGUGCCAGAUGCUGCGGCAGCUGUGGAGCUCCACCAAAGGCCUGGACUCGCUCUUCAGCUGCCUGCAGGACAAGAUACACGAAGGCUGAGUGCCCUUUGCCGGCAGUCACGAUGCCCUCUGGGGCGUCGCCGUGGCAAACACUGUUCCGAUAGACCUCACUGGAUCGUCCCUGUGACAGGCUUGUGCCCCAUAGGAAGCAGAGGCGGGCAGUCAUGUGACAUAAGUGUGCCGUUUCCAUGGAACCUGUCCUGAGGGUGCGUCAUUUUUCGUCGCCCCCGGUUCCCGUCCUGACGGCUCGCUUGUGAGGACCUCUGAUGUUACAUUCCACCAGAGUGGAGAUUUUAUUGUUACACUGUAGCUUUAUUUAUUCGAUGAAAAAGACAUCAGGAUAAUUCAUAUUCCCAAAUGACAAAAAAAAUUGUUUACUAAGAGACACAUUUAUGUUGGUUUGUUGUUUUUUUUGUACUAGAUGCUGUGAGGUCCUAUAUGUUUUGGAAACCAAAGCUUUCCUGGGAAAUGUCAUAAUCUUUUUUAUGCUUUUCCCCCUUUUUCUCCCCAAUUUGUAAUGCCCAAAUAUGUACAUGCUGCGACGCUCAUAUCGCACCCUCCGUUGUCUGAUUGGGAGAGAGUGCAUACAAUCCGGUGCUCUCCUCCAAAGCGUGUGAUGUCAGCUGCUGCUUCUUAUCAUUGGGUUCAUGUAGACAUCAGACAGUUGGAGGACGAUUCUUUACGUGCAGCUCAACAGCCAAACUCGAUUGACCUGCGGGAGUUAGCUGGUGCAUGAUGACAUGCUAUCACCCCAGCAUUCCCUCCCUGGGCGACGCCAGAGCCAAUGGUGCACUGUCCUGUGGCACUGCCAGCCACAGUUGGCACUGGCAUGGUCCGGAUUCAUUAGCCCAUCCAUGCACUAGAACAGUGCCUUGACAGGAUGAGCCACCCAGCAGCUCCCAGUCUUACUCUGAUCAAGAAACAUUCCUCUGCUAUAUAAGAAAGGGCAAAAUGUUUACUGAUGUGUGUUCCAGUCAUGUGACAAUGAAUUAAUUUAUGAAUUAUAUGUGGUUCAUUAAGGACCAUAUUUUUUUAUGAACAAGUACACAGUAGGAGCAGUGUAAAAUUAAGGCCAUGAGUGAGAAGAAGGUAGGGUAGAAUAAAGGUCCCGGCCUGUGAUCAAAAUCCCACUAGGCUGUACAGGAGCAUCAUGCUGUUUCUCAGUGUUACAGUUGAAUGCACCUUUAAUAUAAAUAAAUGGAAAAUUACUGCUUAAUCUAGUGUGUAUUUGAACUGUAAAUAACAUUGACGGGUAUAUUUGCCAUAUUUACCAAGCAUAAUUACCAUGUAAUGAGCACUGUUCACUUCCAACUACCUAAAAUGGAGAUGUUACUGCAUCCUAAAAAAGAAUAUGCGGGUUUUAAUGAGGAAAGCGGGACAGAGUGCAGUGAUGUUUAUUCUUUAUAUUCUGUGUGUUUAGCAAAGGCUUCUGCAGGAUCUCAAGUCCCAGUCUCUCUCUCUCUCUCUCCCUCCCUCUCUUUCUCUCUCUCUCUCUCUCCCUCCCUCUCUUUCUCUCUCUCUCUCUCUCUCUCCCCCCGUCUCUUGCGAGACUGGUUGCACAACAUACUGAGGUAUUUAAAGAGCCAAACAAGAAUGGAUAUCUAAUGACCAUUGACAUUGAGGGAGUAGUAGAACCUUGCUGCACCUGUCCCAUCAUCCACUCCACCCCUCUCUCUCUCUCUCUCUCUCUCUCUCUCUCUCUCAUGUAUGUGUGUACUUUGUUGGAGCAGUCAAAGAUUGGGCUGUUUGUAAUCUCAGAAUGAUGAUGUGUAAAAUGCUUGGCUGGUAUAAGAACAAAUUCCUGUGUAAUUUCUUGUUCAUUUUUUUUGCCUUUCUUCAUGUUCACUGUUCACAUUAAGACCAACACUCCAUAGUGUCCCUUCAUGGCAGGCUCAGAAGUAUGAAUUUUUUAGUGGUCUAAGAAGCAACCAGUCAGCUUCAGGGUCAGGGUCACGCCUUUCAAGAUGCGAAUUACUUGUUUUUCCUUUGAAAGAGUAAUUCCCCCCGGAGACUUCUUUGGAAGUAUUACAUUCCCAAAUUGUGCUGCGGGAAAAUUGGACCUAAUCAUGCUGCUACCCUGUGACCCAUGAUUGAGGAAUCCUGGAAUAGUUUGAUCUGUUGUGGAAAUGACGAGGACUCUUGUUGUAAAUAGGAUUACAGCUGGGCUUGUCCUGAGUUGGAAUUACAGAUAGAUGUUCAUUUGAAUUAAGUUACCCAUAUGCUGUGAAAAAGAUACACAUUUGCAGAAGAAAGGCAAUUGAAUUUCUCAUAAAUGGAUUUGCUCAGUUUUGUUUUUGUAAUGAUGAAGCCCUUGAUUAAAAUGAGUUUGCAAACUACAGCAAAUGACUGCUGAAGUGCAGUUUUUUUUUUUGCAUAGAAAUUAAUGAAUUAUUUUUCACCUUUCCAACUGGCAACUAAGAAUCCUGCCUGAUGUAUUCUAUUUGUGUGCAAUGUUCACAUACAAAACAUAUUUAUUCUAUUUAUUUAUUUGAUUUAAACAAACGUGUACAGUAAAACAAAGAAAUGCAUCUUAUUCUGUACAGUGAAGAGAAUGAAGCUAUCAGAAUGUUUUGAAAUGCUAUUUUCAUAAGAUACUUUAUGUUAGUGUGGAUAUGUUAAUGCUUGUUUUCUUUGAAUUCAUUUUCCCCCUUUCUGAUAGUUAGACUUUGAGGGGCCUUUGCAGAAUCUUAAUGUGAAUUAUUUUUUUUAACUUAAUAAUGUUGAUUUGUGAAUAUAUAAUUGACUUACUGGCAUUCAGUAAGAUAAAUAAUGGAGUCUGCUCCACCUGCAUAUUGUAGUUCCUGCUGGUCAACUGAAAUGUUGUAAAUCUUCAGUCAUUAAAUAUUUAGUCUCUGGAAGUAGAUCUUCCUCUCUUUAUGGUAAAUGUAAAUAUGAACUAUAUUGAAUGGCAAAGAUGUGACUUAUUGUAUGUAAUUUGUAAUUACAUUGCGUAAGUUCAAAUAAUUAUUGUAUUAUAUAUUCAGGUUUUUUUUCCAGAAUACUCGAUUCACUGUAACUUUUGUUAAUAGGCUGUUUGUUCUUUUCUAUUUGUGAAUCAGUGGUGGAUAUAAUGUUGAACUGCAUGUAGUGACAGACUCAGAAAGUAAAUGUUUAUAAAUAUGGUGAUAUAUAUAUAUAUAUAUAUUGUUUUAUACAACUUUACUAUGUUAUAGUUUCGUAACCAUAUUUUUAAAAAUACAGCCUAGACGAAAUUGAAUGUUAUGUAGGCAGUUGUUCCUGUAUGCAUGCAUGCACUUUUUGUUUUAGAUAAAUGUGCUAUCUAAAUAAAAUAUGUUUUCUGGAUAUUACUUUUGUAUUGCUAAAGGAAGUAACAUUGGUAUUAUUGUCCGGUUAAUUAACUUUUUUUAAAUUAGAUUCCAGGCCAAUGUUCAACUGUUCUUUGUAGGUAGGGGAGUGCAGUCUAUGUUUCAUUAUGAACAUGUGAUAAUUUAGAGUGUUCGUUAUACUGCGAAUACUGGAAAUGCACUUGCUCUGGAAAUGUACUUGAAUAUCAUAUUACGUAUUUCUGUUUAUUUUUCUGAAAUUGUAUUUGUUUGAAUAAUUUUACAGUACAAUUCUGGCCCAUAGCCAAAACACAGGAUUAGUUUGAACACAGAAUAAUGCUUUAAUACUGAAGGAAUGCUUUCAUUUUGAAUGGAGAGUAUUAUAUGCAAACAUUUCUACAUUAUUCUGUCGACCAUGUGAGAGUAGUUCAGUCCUCAUACUUUGGGAUUUAUUCUUAAAUUUCAGCAGUUAAUUUCAGCAGCACAACCAACUGCAAAGUAAUAGGAUUGAAUAGACUCUAAUAUGUCUUACAACUGGUCUCUGUAUUUUGCACAUUACUGUAUAUGCUUGUGUCUUCUGAAAAAUUAAUGAAGAAAGUGCCAUCUGUGUAUAGUAAUUAAUUUUAGUUUCAUAUCUUUUUUGCUGAAAUAUUCUAUGUGGGGGCCAGUGAGCUGUAUUUCAAAGAAAUAGGCCAGGAAGAUUAAGUGUUUUUGCUUGACGGGCUGGCAAAAGGGAAGGUUUUAUUUACAAUGUUAUCAUUUCAUGCAGCAAUUUCAUAUGCAUUUGCAGUCCAGCUAUACUUUUAAGUGAAAGAAAGUUGGUUACAACAGACACACUAUACUGUUUGCAUUCAUGUAAGAUUGAUUAUAACUCUUCCCCAAUUUGAAUACAGUUCUAAUGAUUUUCAGUUUUUAUUUUGCUUUACUGGUAUGUUUUUUUUUAAUGAAUUGAAUGUCUACGUUCAUGUUCAAACAAAAGAAAAGUGAAUUUAUGGAUUUUCUUUACUUUAUAGCCCCCGAUAUCUUUUAAAGCAGUGCUAUGUUCUUCAUGUAUUAAAGAUUAAUUUGCCACCAA
Anguilla rostrata (American eel) is the source of this 5974-nucleotide messenger RNA. RefSeq names its product chromodomain Y-like protein 2. The transcript has 7 exons. Bases 159 to 1655 code for a protein of 498 amino acids. Lineage: Eukaryota; Metazoa; Chordata; Actinopteri; Anguilliformes; Anguillidae. The record is from RefSeq and is a predicted model, not a curated record. Gene Ontology annotation, molecular function: transcription corepressor activity. Gene Ontology annotation, cellular component: nucleus.